CACUCAACACCACCUGAUUUUACAUUAGGCAAUCGUUCUUCUUCAGCCUGCGUUAUUUUUUUUCGAUUUUUUCACUUCAAUUUCUUCUGAUUCGCAAAAUUGAACAGAUUGACAUAAAAGAUGACAGAAGCCAUGAUAAGAAACAAGCCAGGAAUGGCGAGUGUCAAGGACAUGCCGCUCCUCCAAGACGGUCCUCCUCCCGGCGGCUUCCUUCCGGUCAGAUAUGCACGGCGGAUCCCUAGCAAAGGCCCUAGCGCCAUGGCUAUCUUUCUCGCUACUUUUGGCGCUUUCUCUUAUGGAAUGUAUCAAGUCGGUCAGGGCAAUAAGAUCCGCAGAGCACUUAAGGAAGAGAAGUAUGCUGCCCGUAGAGCAAUAUUACCGGUUCUGCAAGCUGAAGAAGAUGAAAGGUUCGUCAAAGAGUGGAAGAAGUAUCUUGAGUACGAGGCAGAUAUAAUGAAGGACGUGCCGGGCUGGAAAGUUGGCGAGAAUGUCUACAAUUCUGGGAAAUGGAUGCCCCCGGCAAGCGGUGAGCUGCGCCCAGAAGUCUGGUGAUACUCUUAUUAUGUUGGUGUGCGCAUUUCAUUGUCAAGAGUCUUCUUGUGCUUCUCUUCAUCUAAGUUUUAUUGCAACUUUGUGUUGUUUUCUUCCUCAUUAAAUAAAUAAAAAAAAUAGCUGAUGAACUCUUUACAUGCAGUGGAAUACUUGAAGAGAAAUUCUUUUUUAUUUUCCUCA
This is a messenger RNA of Mercurialis annua (annual mercury), 732 nucleotides long. RefSeq names its product NADH dehydrogenase [ubiquinone] 1 alpha subcomplex subunit 13-A. The coding region runs from base 121 to 552 and encodes 143 amino acids. The transcript is spliced from 3 exons. NCBI's taxonomy places the organism in Eukaryota, Viridiplantae, Streptophyta, Magnoliopsida, Malpighiales, Euphorbiaceae. The record is from RefSeq and is a predicted model, not a curated record.